AUCGGCUCUCAUCGCCGCUGACGACCAAAUGGGUCAUGCGAGGUUGGAGUACCUGGACCCCCGUUGGCCAGGUUCACAUCGAAGCGUUUCGAGUUUCGAGGAGCUGCCAGCGUUGAAAGCACACGUGGACGAGCUCCGAAAGGCCAUCGAUUCCAUGAACACGGAAUGGGCCCGGGGACGAGAUGCAAUGGAGCGGAACUAUGACAAAGUACACUCGUUGAAGGAAGAUCUGGACUCGAACUGGAAAGCAAGGCAUGAUGCGUUGGAAGCGGCGUGCACACGCUUGCGAGACAGCUUGGAUAAGGUUGGCGAGGACCGCACUCUCUGUUCUGAAGCUCAAUCCAGUUCUACCGAGGGGCUGCCUGCGCUCUUCCUGAAACGCUUCAAGGACCCCAUGCGCUUCACCAAAUUUCAAGAAGGCAAAAUCCAUGGCUGCACUCCCAAGUUCGACAAUGAUGAGUGCCUGUGUCCCACUGGACACGAGGAGUUGGGUUGCCAGGAUGCCACGGAUUCCUCCAGCUUUGAACUGAAGUGCAGCAACAUUCUGAAUAUGCAAAUCCCUUCCUCCAAUGUGCUGGAUUUCUUCAAGUCGAGAGGUGCCUGCAACAUGUCCAAUCACGACGAGCUCCUGAAGCAGGUGGUGGACCAGGAAACCAUGCAUCGCCUGGAGACCUCCAGCAUUGGCGCCGUCGGCGCCGUCGGCGCCGUCCUUCCCAUGGCGCUGUGUGGUUUCGCCGAUCGAGGGCGUUCCCGGACCAAAGCUGCCCGGGACUUUCUGUGUUCAGGAGCCACUUGAGAUGAGUUAAGCUGCCAGAAAAAGAUCA
Cladocopium goreaui is the source of this 824-nucleotide messenger RNA. Lineage: Eukaryota; Dinophyceae; Suessiales; Symbiodiniaceae. The record is from the annotation of a GenBank genome assembly.